AUGUUUGCCGCGAUCGCAAGGACCGCAAGGACAGAGGCUCGGUCGCCCGCUCUUAGGAAUAUCAUUCCCAGACAAACCCAGACGCCACUGAGAUUGGCAACAAUGGCUUCCAGAAGGAACAACUCCUCCCUGCCCGCCGGCUACGUCGAGGACAAGUCCAAGGGCCCAAUGCUCCGCUUCCAAGACUCCCUCCCCAAGCUCCCCGUCCCAACCCUCGAAGAGACCGCGGCCCGGUACCUCAAGUCCCUCAAGCCUCUCCUCUCCCCCGCCGAGCUCGAGAAGAGCACAAAGGCGGUCCAGGAGUUCAUCGCCCCCAACGGCCCCGGCCGCAAGCUCCAGGAGAAGCUCCUCGCCCGCCGCGAGGACCCCAAGCACAAGAACUGGAUCUACGAGUGGUGGAACGACGCCGCUUACCUCUCCUACCGCGACCCCGUCGUCCCUUAUGUCAGCUACUUUUACUCUCACCGCGAUGACAAGCGCCGCCGCGACCCUGCCAAGCGCGCGGCGGCCAUCACCACCGCCGCGCUCGAGUUCAAGAAGCAGGUUGACACGGGCACGCUGGAGCCCGAGUACAUGAAGAAGCUGCCGAUUUGCAUGGAUAGCUACAAGUGGAUGUUCAACUGCAGCCGUGUGGCUGCCAAGCCGGCGGAUUACCCCGUCAAGUUUGACCCGGCGCAGAACAAGCACAUUUUGGUGAUCCGCAAGAACCAGUUCUUCAAGGUCGCGCACGAGGUCAACGGGCAGCAGCUUAAUACCUCUGAGCUGGAGCAGGCGUUCCGUCGGGUUUAUGAGCUCGCCGGGCAGCGGGUUCCUGCUGUUGGCGCCCUGACGUCGGAGAACAGAGAUGUCUGGACCGACGCGCGCGCGAAGCUCUUGUCUGCCGACCCCAAGAACGCCCAGUCCCUCGAGGCGAUCGAGUCGGCUUCGUUUGUCGUCUGCCUUGACGAUGCGGCUCCUGUGACGCUUGAGGAGCGCGCGCAUGCUUACUGGCAUGGUGACGGGCAGAACAGGUGGUAUGACAAGCCGCUUCAAUUCAUUGUCAACGACAAUGGCACGUCGGGUUUCAUGGGGGAGCACUCCAUGAUGGACGGCACGCCCACACACAGGCUGAAUGACUUUGUCAACGACGUCAUUUUCAACAACAAGCUCGACUUUGCCGACCCGACUGUCCGGAGCAAUCUGCCCGAGCCUCAGGUUGUCAAGUUUGUCGUCAACAAGGAGGUGCAGUCCGAAAUCGACAGGGCCAUCACCGACUUCAACAACGUCAUUGGCCAGCACCAGCUCGCGGUGCAGGCGUACCAGGGAUACGGCAAGGGCCUGAUCAAGAAGUUCAAGUGCAGCCCCGACGCGUACGUGCAGAUGAUCAUCCAGCUGGCGUAUUUCAAGAUGUACGGCAAGAACAGGCCUACGUAUGAGUCUGCCGCUACCAGACGCUUCCAACAAGGCCGUACCGAGACUUGCAGGACUGUUUCCGAGGAGUCAGCGAACUGGUGCAAGAGCAUGGCUGAUCCUGCCAUUCCCGACUCUGAAAAGGUGACCCUGUUCAGAAAGGCGAUUGAUGGGCACUUGGAGUACAUCUCUGCCGCGAGCGACGGCAAGGGCGUGGACAGGCAUUUGUUUGGCCUGAAGAGGUUGUUGGGCAAGGGGGAGGAGGUGCCAGCUCUGUAUCAGGAUCCGGCGUAUGGGUAUUCUAGCUCGUGGUACCUCAGCACCAGCCAGCUGUCGAGCGAGUUUUUUAACGGGUACGGGUGGAGUCAGGUUAUUGAUGAGGGGUUUGGGAUUGCGUAUAUGAUUAAUGAGAAUAGCUUGAACUUCAACAUUGUCAGCAAGGGCCUCGGGAGCGAAAAGAUGAGCUACUACCUCAGCGAGGCGGCCGGCGAGAUGAGGGACUUGUUGAUUCCUACUCUUGAGGCGCCCAAGGCCAAGAUCUGA
Molecule: messenger RNA, 1932 nt
Organism: Podospora pseudocomata
Lineage: Eukaryota; Fungi; Ascomycota; Sordariomycetes; Sordariales; Podosporaceae
Gene: CAT2
Product: Carnitine O-acetyltransferase mitochondrial
Exons: 3
Coding region: 1-1932 (643 amino acids)
Biological process (GO): carnitine metabolic process
Cellular component (GO): peroxisome; mitochondrion
Molecular function (GO): carnitine O-acetyltransferase activity
Source: RefSeq, a predicted model, not a curated record